AUGAAAAUAAUCCUAGCAGGAACAACCGGCUUCGUCGGCACCGAGGUCCUCGCCCAAGCCCUCGCCAAUCCACGCAUAACAUCCCUAGUCGUCCUAUCCCGCAAACCGCUCCCGCAAUCCAUCACAGAGAAUCAAAAAGUCACCGUCAAGAUCCUAGAUGAUUUGCUUACGUAUCCGGACUCCCUCCUCGAGGAACUUGCUGGGGCGGAGGGGUGUAUUUGGUCCCUCGGCCUCGCCACAUCCCCCUCCCUAUCCCUCUACCGAAAGGUAAACCACGAAUACACGCUCGCUGCGCUCGAUGCGUUCUCCAGAAUUCCUCUGCCCCCAGGAACGGCUGUUCCAACCCCCUUUCAUUUCGUAUACUGCAGCGGCGCCGCAGCCGUCCGCGAUCCCGACCGAACCAAGACGCUGUGGUUCAUGGGGGAUAUGCGGAGAAUCAGGGGCGAGACGGAAUCCGCGCUCCUCUCAUACAACUCCAAUGUCAACUCCAGUUCCCAGACCGUGGGCCCUCUCCCAGACGGCGAGAUUUCAAGACCCCGAAGAAUUGAAAUAUCCAUCGUCCGCCCUGCAAUGGUCGUUGCAAAGGAAUGGACCCUGCAUAGUAUGCUGUUUAGUCUGGGCCCGAGUAUCCGUGUUGAUCGCGUGGCGGGGGUUAUGCUUGGGCUUGUGCUGGGGUCUUAUGCGGAUGAAAGUGAGGGGAAGGGCGAGGGUAGGGGCAAGGGUAAGGGUAAGGGCAGGCACGAGGAUGGGGAGAGUGAGUGCAGCAGUGAGGAAAAUUUCGGGGUGAGAGUGGUGGAGAAUUGGGAGAUGAACGGUUGGAGAGGGUAG
Messenger RNA from Aspergillus calidoustus, 828 nucleotides. The record is from the annotation of a GenBank genome assembly. NCBI's taxonomy places the organism in Eukaryota, Fungi, Ascomycota, Eurotiomycetes, Eurotiales, Aspergillaceae.